Microthlaspi erraticum is the source of this 414-nucleotide messenger RNA. NCBI's taxonomy places the organism in Eukaryota, Viridiplantae, Streptophyta, Magnoliopsida, Brassicales, Brassicaceae. The record is from the annotation of a GenBank genome assembly.
AUGAAGUGUUUUUCAUGGAAUGUACGAGGACUUAACGGCGAUACUAGGAAGCUAUCAGUUAGCCGGUGGUUUUUGGCGAAUAGACCUCUUAUUGGAGGACUUUUGGAAACUCAUCUACAGCAGGAAAAUAUGGCCUCCUCAAUCAAUAAUCUUUUCCCGGGAUGGAGGUUCGAGAGUAAUCACUCUCCGGAAGAGGAAAAUGGUCGGAUUAUCGUGGUCUGGGACCCAUUACUUUCAGUGAUCACUUACUUGAAGACUUCUCAAUUAAUCUUGCUUGGAGUCUUUAAUCCCUCUUCUGGUCAGUCCUUUACUAUAGCUUUCGUCUAUGCAAAAAAUACAAGAGAGGAGCGAGUUCCAUUAUGGGAUCUUUUGAAAGAAUUGGCUGCUACCUCGUCGGUGUCUGCUACCCCUUGA